Thamnophis sirtalis is the source of this 3041-nucleotide messenger RNA. The record is from RefSeq and is a predicted model, not a curated record. NCBI's taxonomy places the organism in Eukaryota, Metazoa, Chordata, Lepidosauria, Squamata, Natricidae.
ACAGUGCCAGAAGAGUUACAGAAUGGAGGAGGUUUUGGCUAUGUUGUUGCCUUCCGACCAGUUGGUACAAUAAGCUGGAUGCAGACUGUAGUGGUUUCACCAGAUGCCUCCAAAUAUGUGUUUCGGAAUGAGAGUUUACCUCCAUUUUCACCGUACGAAGUUAAAGUUGGAGUGUACAACAACAAAGGAGAAGGUCCUUUCAGCUUUAUCACGGUUGUUUAUUCAGCCGAUGAAGAACCCACCAGAGCUCCCACCAAUGUCUUUGCCAAAAGUCUUUCUGCUUCAGAUAUAGAAGUCUUUUGGUCUUUGCUGCCAGAGACCCAGAGCAAAGGAAGGAUACAGGGCUACGAGGUUAGAUAUUGGAAACAUGGAGAUAAAGAAGAGCAGGCUGGAAGAAUGAAAACUAUGACCAAUCAGACUUUUGCAAAAAUCACCAACUUGAAGAGCAGUGCUUUGUAUCAUUUGGCUGUCAAAGCUUACAACACAGCAGGGAUGGGACCAUCCAGUGCCAUAGUCAAUGUGACAACCAAAAAGCCACCUCCAAGUCAGCCUCCUGGAAACAUUAUAUGGAAUUCAUCAGACUCUAAGAUUAUACUGAACUGGGAUCAAGUUAAAGCACAAAAUAAUGAAUCUGAAGUGAAAGGAUACAAAGUGUUCUAUAGAUGGAAUAGACAAAACAGUAUGUCUAUUAUAGAGACAAACAAAACAUCUGUCGAGCUUUCAUUACCCUUUGAUGAAGAUUAUAUCAUAGAAAUAAAGCCAAUCAGUGAUGGAGGGGAUGGCAACAGCAGUGAACAGAUUCGAAUUCCAAAGAUAACAAAUGCAUAUGCGAGAGGGUCAGGAGCUUCAACUUCAAAUGCUUGUACGUUGUCAGCCAUCAGCACAAUAAUGAUUUCCCUCACAGCAAGAUCAAGUUUAUGACAAAAAAUACUGAAAGGACUUCCUGUUUAUAAUAUAACUAAGCAACAUUUAGCUAGUUGUUUUGAAGCCACCCAGUACUAAGUAAUAUUGUUGUUCAAGUACAUCUUACUACUGGAAAAAAUGUUUUAUGCUUCUCUAGGAAUGGCAUUAUACAGUACUUUCUCAAAGCAAAUAUAUCUUUGUCUGAAGUUUCCUUGGAAACUCUGCAAUGCACUGAAAACAUCUGUAAUACGAUGUUACCAAAGCAGUUUACAUAUGUCCUUAUAUGCAUAUUUUUAUUAUAUAUUUAGUGUUUUAUAGACUUUUUUAAAGUUAAUAUAUGAUGUAGAUACUGAUUUCUCCCCCCCCCCUCUCUGCUAUGAAAUGCUAUUGAUGACAUUAUCAUUGCAUAAAUAUAUAGUUUGGAAUGUUUCAGGCCAGAUGGUCAUAAUUGUCAGUAACUGAUUUCAAAUUGAUUGUAUAAGUUGACAAGAAUGCACAAUGAAUUCUUUUAGCUUCAGUCCAUUUUUCCAGGGGUAUGUGUAUUUGUGUGUGUCUAUUUGGACAUGGAAAAUAUUCCCACAGGUAUUUAAUGAAGCCUGCAUUCUCCUUCAGGCCUAAAUUUGCUGUACUAUGCACAAUGCAUUACAAUGCUUCAAGAAAAGAAAAAUCACUUAUAACUCAACCUUUGCAUUGUGGUUCACUCUAAUUCCCACUGAAGAAGAAAGAUAGCUAGAAUAGCUAGAUGCUAGAUAACCACAACAAAGCAUAAACUUUAUGUUCCUUGCCAACUAGGACAGGUGUCUAGAGAAUGGGGCAGGCAAAAGGCAGACAGAAAAAAGAGAAAAAUCCCAGUAUAGUGGACAUACAAGACUGCCUUUUUAUCAGAUAAAUAAACCACAAGUAAAACAUGCUAUGCUUUUAGGUUUUGUGAAAGUUCAUAGCAUUCUUUCCCUUAUGAUAAUGUUUUGGUAACACAUAACAUUUUUUUUACCUGAAUGUACUGAUUUACAUUUCUAUAAAAUUGAAGGAACAAUUAUCAUUCAUUCCUCUUAGUGUCAUCACUCUUAAUGUAAUGAAUGCCAGACAUUGCUACUAGAUAGCAAAGGAUAAGAUUCUGAGUGUGGUGAAAAUCUGAAAGUUAUCAGUUCACCAAUUUGUUAAUCUUUUAUUUAAAUAAAUGAAUGAAAUUCUGCAUUUUCACCAUUUUAAUCAUGAAAUCUUGAAGACUUUAAAUGCUGCUUUCUUUACUAAAUAAAUUUAUUUUGACAGGUACAUGUAAUCUACAAUUCUUUAUAGAUUGAUUUCAUAAAUUAUCUGUGUUCUUCUAUAUUGAUAGGAUCUUACUUGGCUGGGGGUCAUUUUAAAAGUCUGAUAAAUAAUAUUCUGCAGAAUUUUUCUCUAAAAUUACUUUUCUUUUUAAAAACAAUUUGUAUGUCUAGAUAUAUCAUUGAAUUUCAAAUAGUUUAAUUCUGGGUGUUCUGAAUAUCAAGGUUUAACUUUCAGAGUCUGUCACAUCUACAUCUCUAUCAUGUUGAUAAACCCCCAAUUAAAAUAUGACAAAUGAAUUCUAAUCUUCAUAUAUUUUUUUUCAUGCUGUUGCUAUUUAUUGCAUUAAAACCAGUUCUGGAGCAGAGUUUGUUCAUACUAAUCCAGUGUCCUGUAAAUGCAUGUAGUUGCUGUAUUGCACCUACAAAUCUGCUUGGGCAGAAUUGUCUGCAUGCACAAGAACACUGGAUAAUUGUCAAAAAUUGCAAAAAAAUAUAUUAAUAGAAAAAGAUUUUUGUUACUAUGGGAAAUAUUUUGUAAUUAUGCUCAGAUGAAACAAUAAUAAUUCAAAUUAAAAUGACUUUUUAAAUUAUUUUCCCCAACUUUAAAAAUAUACUACUGAAGUUUAUAAUUUCUUCUUCUUAAUAGUUUAAAUCUUCCUCUAACUUGUCUCUUUUGCUUCCAAAAAGUACAAAGUAACUUUUAAAACAUUCAAAAUAUAUUUAUUAAGUAACCCAUAAUCAGGUUUCCACUUGUGUAAGUUAGGGAUGUUAAUCAGAGAAAUAUUGUCAGUAUUUCAAGCUGUGUUCCUUUCUUUGUUUGAUAUGGUUACUUCUAUGUAAAAACAAAAACAAAACAAAAAAACCCACAAA